Closterium sp. Yama58-4 is the source of this 858-nucleotide messenger RNA. Lineage: Eukaryota; Viridiplantae; Streptophyta; Zygnematophyceae; Desmidiales; Closteriaceae. The record is from the annotation of a GenBank genome assembly.
AUGUGGCUCCGUGUGUGCGGGCUGUGGGUGGUCAUGGAAAAAGGCCUCAUGGAAAGCCUUAGCACUUCCACCCCAUCCCUCUCUCCUCCUCUCCAGGCAGUGGAUGCUGUGGUGGCAGCAGUGCUGCAUGGCAUCGUGGACGACACACUUUCAGUUUCAGCGGUGCUGCAUGACAUCGUGGAUGACACGCCGUACGACAUUGCUGACGUGGAAAUGCUCUUCGGUGCUGACGUGGCACAGCUGGUGGAUGGCGUGUCUCGCCUCAGCCACAUCAACCAGUUGCUGCGUCGGCACCGCAGGGCUACGGCAGAGCAGAGAGCACAGGAGAACACAGGACUAAGUUCAGCGGACGUGGACAGCCUGAGAAUGAUGCUGCUGGGUAUGGUGAACGACCCACGAGUGGUUCUUAUUAAGCUGGCGGACAGGCUGCACAACAUGCGCACCAUCUACGCCCUCAAGGACAGCAAGGCGAGGGCAGUGGCACAGGAGACACUUUCCGUCUGGUGCUCCCUCGCGUCCCGCCUCGGUGUGUGGGCCGUGAAAGCUGAACUAGAAGAUCUCUGCUUCGCAGUGCUCCAGUCUUGGGGUGAGAGCGAGGGGUUCAUAUCUUCUCACACGCCUGCCUCUCUGUGUGGUGUGUGGGUGCUUCGGUGUGUGGGUGCUUCGGUGUGUGGGUGCUUCGGUGUGUGGGUGCACUGGUGUGUGGGUGCUUCGGUGUGUGGGUGCUUCGGUGUGUGGGUGCUUCGGUGUGUGGGUGCACUGGUGUGUGGGUGCUUCGGUGUGUGGGUGCUUCGGUGUGUGGGUGCACUGGUGUGUGGGCCGGGGAAAGCUGAACUGGAGGAUCUGUGCUUUCCGUAA